This is a messenger RNA of Orbicella faveolata, 1585 nucleotides long. RefSeq lists its product as uncharacterized. The record is from RefSeq and is a predicted model, not a curated record. NCBI's taxonomy places the organism in Eukaryota, Metazoa, Cnidaria, Anthozoa, Scleractinia, Merulinidae. Gene Ontology annotation, molecular function: phosphatase activity; actin binding. Gene Ontology annotation, biological process: negative regulation of actin filament polymerization; protein dephosphorylation.
ACAGUAAUUCUUGGUUAGAUUUUAAAUGUUGAGAGUUUUAAUUGGGAUUUUUAAUAAUGAAGUAGUGAAGUAUCAAAUACCGCUCUCGUCUCAAGUAAGCUUCGCUCAAUCAGUAUUUAAAAGGUACCGCGAGCAUUGCAUUUGACGGACUAUAUAAGUUGACACUUGACUCUCACGCGAAACCACUCAUGAAUUACGAGGUCAAUCUCAGUCCAUCAUGCAAAACACUACAUCCCGUUUCGUGUACUGACAACUGAUAUUCGCUUGGUUCUAGUUUAACUCUCAGUCGGCUAAAUCAUAUUCUGUUUUGUUGCUGUUUCAUCCUUUCAUCCGUUCCUUAGUUUGAUCGCUCGUUCGUUCUUUAGUUUUUUUCCACUUUCGUUCCUCCUUCUCGUUGGUCAAUUCAAUUUUUUGUUCGUUUAUUUUUCUUCUUUCGUUCACUAGUUCGUAUCUUUGUUCAAAAGACAACGCACGUGAUACGGAAGUAGAAAAAUUGCUCUGUCAUUGUUACAUUUUAAAACUGGAGUGUAUCUCCGGCUCCCAGACACCUGUUACACUUAAGCCUUUUCACAAUUCAGACGAAACAAACUCUCCAGCAUGACUACACCGACAAUUCUUCUUCAAACUUAUUGUUUCCGACAGAACGAAACGCGACGUUUCUAAGGAUACAAAGCAAACCUCGUACAAUGCUGUGUUUCGAUUAAUUUAAAGAGUGACGCGCGCCGUUAAAAUAUUCACCUGUCACGGCAUUGUUUUAUAGCUCACGGUAGUAAACAAGUUUUGUCAUAAUAGUUUUAGUACGUGCAAGACGCGGAUCAAGCCUGACUGUGGCAGUACGCGAUCGAAACAAGCAGAACUAAUCAAAAAAAUUAUUCUAGUGCGUCUUAUCUCAGCUGAGAAAUUCUCCACGCUUUCCCGGUACUGUUGAUGCGGCUAUGAAAAUAUAGAAGUCCUUAUCAUGUUCUUUAAACUGCAAGGCGAGUUGAGAGCAAUCUGGGGACGAGCGGAAAAGGUUGGCAGGUCAAGUUUUGAAGGGUUCUUUGCAUCCAAAGGAGCAGCAUAUGCACUACCCGAUGGAGACUUCGCUCGGCAGGCUACCAAACAUGGAGGGGAGAUGCAAUUACAUUUGCAGGCCAUGGUCAACUUGUUGCGGGAUGAAGAUGUUCUUAGACUCGUUGUUAAAUUGGAAAGCCAGUAUCCAAACAGAAUUCGCUAUCUAACAAUUGUGUCAGCAUUUGGUCAAGAUGAAGAAGAACAGAGUAUUGUCAUGGGUGUGGAUUGGACUGACAAGGCCACUAUUGGUCUGGUAAUUCCGUUGUAUAGAGACACAACCAUUAAUCUUGAUGGUGAUGGGACUGCCCUACAGUGGAUUCACAAGUGUAGUGAGAAUGCCAGGAAACACAACUAUUACUAUCUGAAUGAGUCCUCACAUGCUUGGGUUGAGUAUUAUUACAGGAAAAUUUCCUCAGACAGACUUCGUAUAAAUGAAUGGUUUACUUGCAGUAGAACUGAUGUAAAUCACAAAAUGCUGAUAGGACACUACAGAUACACAAGUUAUGUUUCUGCACAUACAGUGCAUGUAUGA